Stylophora pistillata is the source of this 429-nucleotide messenger RNA. RefSeq names its product deoxyribonuclease gamma-like. NCBI's taxonomy places the organism in Eukaryota, Metazoa, Cnidaria, Anthozoa, Scleractinia, Pocilloporidae. The record is from RefSeq and is a predicted model, not a curated record.
AUGCAUCCCUGUACAGAUGCGUCGGACUUUGCUAUGGCUGCCAUACGCACUUUCACAAACGAUGCAAAAUCAGAAAUCGACCAUUUGGUCGACGUUUACAACGACAUUGUGCAACGAUGGACAUUGGAAGACGUUAUGAUUUUAGGCGACUUGAACGCAGGUUGCAAUUAUGUAACCAAGUCUGACUGGGGUAAAAUAAGGCUUGCGACAGACAAGCGAUUCUAUUGGCUAAUUUCUGAUCUGAUGGACAUUACCAAGGGGAAGUCCGAUUGCCCGUAUGACAAGUAUAACAUGAUCAGAGGAAUUUUUCCAGACAGUGCCCAUGUGUUUAAUUACAAAAAAGCUUAUGGAUUGACUCAAGAUGAGAACAAUUUGCCAAAUCAGCUUAGAGAGGUCUGCAUCAGGUUCUCAUCAGAUGAAGGAUUUUAG